Molecule: messenger RNA, 273 nt
Organism: Microthlaspi erraticum
Lineage: Eukaryota; Viridiplantae; Streptophyta; Magnoliopsida; Brassicales; Brassicaceae
Source: the annotation of a GenBank genome assembly
AUGGUCACGUGCUCGAAGCUGCUGGACCGCAAAAACAGGUUUGGGAGCAGAAUAUAUCAGGAGUUUGUUACCGGUGUAAGCGUACUUGAUUUCACACAAAGAGCUGACGCUGAAUCUCCUCACGCUGCUAAUGAUCAGCCAAUGAACAUGCUUGGUGUGAUACAGUCGCAAAAAACCGCAGAGCUCCUUCUUGAUUUAAGGGUCGAUUCAAUAGUUUGUAGCUCUAAAGCAGCCUCCAUUGAGACUGCUGGAGUAAUAUCCCAGGAUGUUUAG